Molecule: messenger RNA, 738 nt
Organism: Oncorhynchus gorbuscha (pink salmon)
Lineage: Eukaryota; Metazoa; Chordata; Actinopteri; Salmoniformes; Salmonidae
Exons: 2
Coding region: 139-657 (172 amino acids)
Source: RefSeq, a predicted model, not a curated record
ACUUCAUGGGCUAAUAAUAACAGAGAAGUUUAACUAUAAAUGUUUGUGCAGCAACAGCAGGACAUCACAUCCACUUCAAUAUUCCAAUCCUGAGAACAGCUGCAGACUGAGCAGAAAGUCAUCACUGCCAUUGAAGAGAUGAAAAGGAGCGAGGAAACAAGUAUACCUGUAAAGGCAUCCAUUGAGACGAUGUAUGACCACGAGGUAGACAGGGAAGGAGAGUGGCACGGGGAGGCAGGAGUGUAUAAGGGAGAAUUAGACAUCGGUGGCGUGAGGUCGGUGACCAAGUUGGCCAACAUGGGUGUUGGUGGUAUGGCAUCAAGGGAAAAAGGACUUAGUGGGCACCUUGACUACGAAUUGGGAAAGACUCAUUUAGACCUCGGUGGCGAGUUGAAGGUGGAGGGCAGGUUGCCCAGCGCCGGUCUUGCUGCUGGGAUAACUAAUGAAGGAGUUAAAGCCAUGGCCACAGCUGAGCUCCUAGGUGCCUCUGUGUCCCACGGGAAGGCGACAGCCACAAUGCGUCUGGCAGCUGAUACAGGCUUUGGAGUAGGCAAGGAUGGGAUCGAGGCACAAUUUCUGGGUACAGGAUUCUCUAUUGGGAAGAAAACAUCCAUUUCUCUGUUUGGUUCCAAGUUUGAAUGGGACUUCAGCAAGUGACACACCCCCACUCAGAGCCCAGAGGUCCACUUCUGUGGAGAUGUAUUCAUUCCACCUGUUUAGUUCUCUUAUAGCCUACAG